UCAAUCUUUCCGUGCAGUUGGAGCUUAUUUGGUUGUUGUAGUUCUUCAUAUUAGGAGAAGAAAAUGUCUUGCUGCGGAGGGAGCUGUGGUUGUGGAUCUGGCUGCAAGUGCAGCGAUGGAUGUGGAGGAUGCAAGAUGUAUCCUGAUUUGGCUGAGAAGACCAGCACCUCUGAAACCAUGAUCCUUGGAGUUGCACCUCCGAAGGGGCACUCCGAAGGGUUUGAGAUGGCUACUGGAUCCCAGACCGAAGCUUGCAAGUGCGGAUCCAACUGCACCUGUAACCCCUGCACCUGCUAAUAACCCAGCGAGGUGCUUGCCUUAAAAGCCUAGGUUUGCAGAUAUGCUGGUGUGGUGUGUGUCGCUUUGUGUGAAGACUAGUAAAUCAAAUAAGAGGCCAUGGCUACAAAUUACAUGAUGAGGUCCUCUCAGUAAUAGUUGUUGCUGUGGCCAUCAUGUGUUGGGAUUGCUAAGCUACUGUUUAUGGUGUGCUUGUUCUAUGUUAUGCUCUUCUUGAUUUGAGUGGAAACGUUGGAUCCAUAGCAAUAUUAUUUGUGCAAUGUCUGGAACUUGCCAUUUGAAAAUUUGGCUCUGCUUGUAUUGUACAAUAAGUUGUCUAUUUUCUUAUGGUCC
Messenger RNA from Elaeis guineensis (African oil palm), 630 nucleotides. RefSeq names its product metallothionein-like protein 2. The record is from RefSeq and is a predicted model, not a curated record. Gene Ontology annotation, molecular function: metal ion binding. NCBI's taxonomy places the organism in Eukaryota, Viridiplantae, Streptophyta, Magnoliopsida, Arecales, Arecaceae.